This is a messenger RNA of Laccaria bicolor S238N-H82, 1188 nucleotides long. Its product is annotated as class I sirtuins SIR2 family protein. The coding region runs from base 1 to 1188 and encodes 395 amino acids. Lineage: Eukaryota; Fungi; Basidiomycota; Agaricomycetes; Agaricales; Hydnangiaceae. The transcript has 6 exons. The record is from RefSeq and is a predicted model, not a curated record. Gene Ontology annotation, molecular function: NAD+ binding; histone deacetylase activity, NAD-dependent.
AUGGAUCGGCUGACUGGGCGCACAACACGGCACGGUGCCAAAAAACCCAAGGUUUUGAAAGGGAAAGACAUACCCUCCCUAGCGAAGUACAUCAAAUCAGAUGGAUGCAAGAAUAUUGUCUUGAUGUUAGGCGCUGGCGUAAGCACUUCUGCAGGGAUUCCCGACUUCCGAUCUCCGGGAACAGGCCAGUCGAGGUCUUCGCAUUACCUGUUUUCUAACCUCGCUCGACUCAAUCUGCCUCACCCAGAAGCAGUCUUUGAGAUCAGUUUCUUCCGCCGUAAUCCUGUCCCUUUUUACACUCUUGCACAUGAACUCUACCCAGGAAAAUUCCGUCCGACGAUUGCACACUCCUUCAUUCGUCUCCUUGCAGAACACUCCCUUUUAUACCAGUGUUUUACCCAGAAUAUCGAUACCCUCGAACGAAGGGCUGGCGUCCCGGACGGGAAGAUCAUUGAAGCACACGGCAGUUUCGCGACCCAGCGCUGUAUCGACUGCGAGGAGCCAUUCGAUGACGAGGUGAUGAAGCAACAUAUCAAAGAUAAGAAAAUCGCAACUUGUGAGGAGUGUGGUGGGCUAGUCAAACCAGAUAUAGUCUUCUUCGGAGAAUCACUUCCGAUUAAUUUCAUCCGUGCCAUCCCUCUCUUGCAGGAGGCGGAUUUGCUGAUUGUCAUGGGGACAUCUUUGACUGUUCAGCCUUUCGCUUCGCUGGUCGAGAGGGUUGACAACUCGUGUCCUCGCGUGCUAAUCAAUCUCGACCGCGUUGGUAGUAUCGGAAGCAGAUCUGACGAUGUCGUACUACUAGGAAAAUGUGACGACAUCGUUCGGGACCUCUGCAAAGAACUUGGUUGGGAAGACGAACUACUCAAAUUGUGGCACGAGACUGAGGACACUGUUGAAAAGGAGGAGGGCGUUGAUGGAAAAUCUGAGUUGGGGACCUUAGUCAGGGCGGACGAAGAAGUCGAGAAUCUCACAGCUGCAAUCGAGAAAAGCUUGGCUUUGAACGAGACGGCUGUAGAGCCUCGUUCGAAACAGAAGGACUCUGCAUUGCUCUCAGAUUCCUCGAUAGCUGACCCUCGUGAUGACGGGAAAUUGAAGAUACCAGCGCCUUUGACACCGCCACCUAAAGAUAUCCAGGAAACCACACCUGAAACUUCUCCGAAGUUGGAAGGGCGACCUCAAGAGAAGUAG